Molecule: messenger RNA, 1850 nt
Organism: Fragaria vesca subsp. vesca
Lineage: Eukaryota; Viridiplantae; Streptophyta; Magnoliopsida; Rosales; Rosaceae
Product: carotenoid 9,10(9',10')-cleavage dioxygenase 1-like
Exons: 13
Coding region: 6-1850 (614 amino acids)
Biological process (GO): carotene catabolic process
Cellular component (GO): chloroplast stroma
Molecular function (GO): carotenoid dioxygenase activity
Source: RefSeq, a predicted model, not a curated record
GAGAAAUGGCGACUUCAUGUUCAUCAAGUAUGACUAUGGCGUUUCAAGUGAGUUGCUCUGUUAAGAACAAGAAGCCCUCAGUUGUCCUAGACAAUAUCGAGUACUUCAAGACCACACUCUCCUCGGCCAUCUCGAAGCAGCCGUUAUUGAGAAGAUUAAUGCAACAAGGUCCCAUGCAUAUAGAUGUCUCAAAACUCUUCCAGAACGCUUCUGCAAAAUUGUUGGACACCUUUGUGGAUUCGGUGUUUGAAUUCAUUGAUCAACCAUUGCUUCCAUCUCAGAAAAACUUCGCCCCAGUUGAUGAAUUGGAAGGAGAAGGAGUUGUGAUAAAGAGCAUCAUCGGGAGAAUUCCAGAUGACUUUACAGAGGGAGUCUACAUAAGAAAUGGACCAAACCCUUUAUUUGGAGGAUUGAAAUCGACGAAAUCGGUGUUUGGAAGGUCAAGUCACAUAUGGAUAGAAGGAGAAGGCAUGCUUCAUGCUCUGUAUUUUAUGAAGAACGACGUAGUCAGCAGUGAUGGUUGCAGAUGGACGGUCCGGUACAACAACAGACAUGUCGAAACCGAAACUUACAAGCUUGAAAAACAAAGAAACAAGCCUUCUUUUCUCCCGGCCAUUGGUGGCGACUCGCCGGCCAUUUUGUCUGCUUAUCUACUCAAUUUGUUGAGGUUUGGAAAAGUGAACAAGUACUUGAGCAACACCAAUGUGUUUGAGCAUUCGGGGAAGUUCUACUCGGUUGCAGAGAAUCACAUACCACAAGAGAUUGAUAUCCUUACACUAGAAACGUUAGGCAAUUGGGAUGUCUCUGGAGCUUGGAACAGACCUUUUAUCAGCCACCCGAAGAGAGCUCCAGGCACAGGGGAGCUGGUCAUGAUGGGAGUGGACGCGGUUGAACCUUUUUGGGAAGUAGGAGUAGUUUCUGCUGAUGGCAAAGAGUUAAUCCACAAGGCGGAUCUCAAACUCAAUAGGUGCAGCAUUUGCCAUGAAAUAGGAGUUACAGAAAGGUACAAUGUGAUCAUGGAUAUUGCGCUAACUAUAAACAUAAAGAGACUCGUAGGAGGAGGCCCAUUGGUAAAGUAUAAUGAGGAAGAAUAUGCAAGAAUUGGUGUAAUGCCUCGCUAUGGAGACGCAAGUUCAGUCCGGUGGUUUAAAGUUGAACCCAACUGCACAUUUCACAUCAUCAAUAGUUUUGAAGCUGGUGAAGAGGUUGUAGUGUGGGGUUGUAAAGCUCUUGACUCAGUUAUAGGUCCAAGUAAUGAAUGUAGUAGUGAUAAUGAGGGCACCUCAACGGCAGAGGAUGCUAGUAAAUUAUACUCUCAUGCUUAUGAAUGGAGAUUAAACAUGGAGAGUGGAGAAGUAAGGGAGAGAUAUCUCACUGGCAAAAACAUUUCUAUGGAUUUUCCAAUGAUCAAUGGAAGCUUUACCGGCCUUAAAAACGGAUUCGGGUAUGCUCAAGUUGUCGAUUCAGUUGCGAGCUCGACUUCGGGGUCGCUCAAGUAUAGUGGUAUAGCUAAGCUACAUUUUGAAGAGCCUGCUGAGAGAGAAGGGGGAUUAGAAAAUGAGGAAAUAAAGGUAGAAAGACAUAUGUUUGAGGAGAACACCUUUUGUAGCGGAGCUGCAUUUGUCCCAAAGCAAAGUGAUAGUAGUAGGGCUGGUACUAGUUUUGAAGAAGUAGAAGAAGAUGAUGGAUGGGUUAUUACUUUUGUUCACAAUGAAGAUACCAAUAUAUCUCAAGUUUAUGUUAUUGACACCAAGGAGUUUUGCAGUGAACCUGUUGCCAAAAUUGCGUUACCCUGCAGAGUUCCAUAUGGAUUUCAUGGAGCUUUCAUGCCAACUUCAACGAACACCUAA